UUUCCGGCUUUUUGCGGCCUUUUCCCCUUUAGCGCUCGGCGCCAGUUGCCUGCGCUCCUCUUUUCUGUGUCGCCGCCGGGCUCCCGGGUCAGCCGGCACCAUGGGUUUUGGAGACCUGAAAAGUUCCGCCGGUCUCCAGGUGCUCAACGACUACCUGGCGGACAAGAGCUACAUCGAGGGGUAUGUGCCGUCACAAGCAGAUGUGGCAGUAUUUGAAGCAAUCUCCGGCCCACCACCUGCCAAUUUGUUCCAUGCCCUACGUUGGUAUAACCAUAUUAAGUCUUACGAAAAGGAAAAAACCAGCCUGCCUGGAGUAAAGAAAGCUUUGGGCAAGUACGGUCCUGCUCAUGUGGAAGACACCACAGGAGGUGGAGCUACAGAUAGUAAAGAUGAUGAUGACAUUGAUCUCUUUGGAUCUGAUGAUGAGGAGGAAAGUGAAGAAGCGAAAAGGCUAAGAGAAGAACGCCUUGCACAGUAUGAGUCAAAGAAAGCCAAAAAACCUGCACUUGUUGCCAAGUCUUCCAUCUUACUAGACGUGAAACCUUGGGAUGACGAGACGGAUAUGGCAAAACUAGAGGAGUGUGUCAGGAGCAUUCAAGCAGACGGCUUAGUCUGGGGCUCUUCCAAACUGGUUCCAGUGGGGUAUGGAAUUAAAAAACUUCAAAUACAGUGUGUAGUAGAAGAUGAUAAGGUUGGAACAGACAUGCUGGAGGAGCGGAUCUGCGCUUUUGAGGACUAUGUGCAGUCCAUGGACGUGGCUGCUUUCAACAAGAUCUAAAAUCCAUCCUGGAUCAUUGCCCUUAAAUAAAAGCUUGAACGACAAAAAAAAAAAAAA
Molecule: messenger RNA, 835 nt
Organism: Pteronotus mesoamericanus
Lineage: Eukaryota; Metazoa; Chordata; Mammalia; Chiroptera; Mormoopidae
Gene: EEF1B2
Product: eukaryotic translation elongation factor 1 beta 2
Exons: 7
Coding region: 101-778 (225 amino acids)
Biological process (GO): translational elongation
Cellular component (GO): eukaryotic translation elongation factor 1 complex; cytosol
Molecular function (GO): translation elongation factor activity; guanyl-nucleotide exchange factor activity
Source: RefSeq, a predicted model, not a curated record